Messenger RNA from Arachis duranensis, 2061 nucleotides. RefSeq names its product DNA replication licensing factor MCM7. The coding region runs from base 1 to 2046 and encodes 681 amino acids. The transcript has 14 exons. Gene Ontology annotation, biological process: DNA replication initiation; DNA strand elongation involved in DNA replication; double-strand break repair via break-induced replication. Lineage: Eukaryota; Viridiplantae; Streptophyta; Magnoliopsida; Fabales; Fabaceae. The record is from RefSeq and is a predicted model, not a curated record. Gene Ontology annotation, molecular function: single-stranded DNA binding; ATP binding; single-stranded DNA helicase activity. Gene Ontology annotation, cellular component: nucleus; MCM complex.
AUGUUCAGUGGCUUUUUGGCCAGUGACUUUCUCAAGAACUUCGCUGACAUCAAUGGCGAAUCAAAAUACAUGAACAUCCUUCAAGAUGUAGCAAACCACAAAACUCGUGCUGUCCAGAUCGAUCUCGACGAUUUAAUUAAUUACAAGGAUUUAGACGAGGAAUUUUUGAGGCGUGUAACCGAGAAUACUAGGAGGUACAUUGGGAUUUUUUCGGAUGCCAUUGACGAGAUCAUGCCGGAACCUACUGAGGCCUUCAUAGAUGAUGACCAUGACAUAUUGAUGACACAGAGAUCAGACGAAGUUGCAGACGGUGAAGAUGGUUCAGACCCACAGCAGAGGAUGCCUCCUGAAAUCAAGCGCUACUAUGAAGUUUAUAUUAAAGCAUCUUCAAAGGGACGACCAUAUACAAUUAGGGAGGUGAAGGCUUCAUAUAUUGGUCAGAUUGUAAGGAUAUCUGGUAUAGUGACACGCUGCUCAGAUGUUAAACCUUUAAUGAAGGUUGCUGUAUACACAUGUGAAGAUUGUGGUUUUGAAAUUUACCAGGAAGUAACAGCUCGAGUCUUCAUGCCUUUGUUUGAGUGUCCAUCCACUCGCUGUAAAAUAAACAACAAUAAGGGGAACCUUAUCCUUCAGCUAAGAGCUUCAAAGUUUUUAAAAUUUCAAGAGGCAAAAAUUCAAGAAUUAGCUGAACAUGUUCCAAAGGGCCAUAUUCCACGAACAAUGACUGUUCAUUUCAGGGGAGAGCUCACAAGAAAGGUGGCUCCUGGCGAUGUGGUUGAAUUAUCUGGGAUUUUUCUUCCUAUACCUUACACUGGUUUCAGAGCAAUGCGUGCUGGUCUGGUUGCUGACACUUACUUAGAGGCGAUGUCUGUAACUCAUUUCAAGAAAAAAUAUGAGGAAUAUGAACUUAGAGGAGACGAGGAGGAGCAGAUUGCACGUUUAGCAGAAGAUGGCGACAUCUACAAUAAGUUAGCAAGAUCAUUGGCUCCUGAAAUUUUUGGACAUGAAGAUAUUAAAAAAGCACUGCUUCUUCUUCUUGUUGGUGCUCCCCAUCGGAAGCUGAAAGAUGGAAUGAAGAUUAGAGGAGAUUUACACAUAUGUUUGAUGGGUGAUCCUGGUGUUGCCAAGAGUCAGCUCCUUAAGCAUAUAAUCAAUGUAGCUCCAAGGGGGGUGUACACCACUGGAAGAGGUAGUAGUGGAGUUGGUCUAACUGCUGCUGUUCAGAGAGAUCCAGUGACAAAUGAGAUGGUUCUUGAAGGUGGAGCAUUGGUGCUAGCAGAUAUGGGCAUAUGUGCCAUUGAUGAGUUUGACAAGAUGGAUGAAUCAGAUCGAACAGCUAUACAUGAAGUCAUGGAACAGCAGACUGUUAGCAUUGCCAAAGCUGGGAUCACUACUUCACUGAAUGCAAGGACUGCUGUGCUUGCUGCAGCUAAUCCCGCCUGGGGAAGAUAUGAUCUACGAAGAACUCCAGCUGAAAAUAUUAAUCUUCCCCCUGCCCUCCUAUCAAGAUUUGAUUUGCUGUGGUUAAUCCUUGAUCGAGCUGAUAUGGAUAGUGAUCUUGAAAUGGCUAGGCAUGUUGUCUAUGUCCACCAAAAUAGAGAGUCCCCUGCACUAGGAUUUACUCCUCUUGAUCCCUCUGUUCUUCGUGCCUAUAUAUCUGCUGCAAGAAGAUCAUCUCCCAGUGUCCCAAGAGAUCUGGAAGAGUAUAUUGCAAGUGCAUACUCCAGCAUUCGACAAGAAGAAGCCAAGUCUAGUACUCCCCAUUCAUACACAACUGUCAGAACAUUGCUCAGUAUUCUCCGUGUAUCAGCUGCGCUUGCAAGACUCCGUUUCUCUGAAACUGUUGCUCAGAGUGACGUGGACGAGGCACUGAGGUUAAUGCAGAUGUCAAAAUUCUCUUUGUACUCCGAUGAACGUCAAAGAUCUGGUCUGGAUGCAAUAUCAGAUAUUUAUUCCAUUCUACGUGAUGAAGCUGCAAGGAGUGGCAAAACGGAUGUCAGCUAUGGUGAUGCACUGAAUUGGAUAUCUAGAAAGGUCAGUUCAUAGUUCAUACUACCCUAU